CAGUUUGGCGACUGCAACUCCCUCGAGCUGCAGUUGCAUGAAGUGCUUUUUCGUUCGAUCACAUCAAGAGAUUCAGAACUUUUCAAACCUUUCGAGCCGGUGUUGCCACCAAGUAUACUGUUCAGUUGUUGAGUUCGUUCUUGUGGGGGUACAAUCACUGGUUUUUAGCGGCCGCGGCAUCGUUUGUUGUGGAUUGUUGUCUGCUACCGAUCGCCGACUUGCAACAAUGAACAAGCUUACCCCUGUCAUUGUGCGCGUUCGGCAACCACUGGGUAUCCGUGCAAAGAGCACAUCAUCAGGCCAAACACCUGGAGAAUAUUGCUUGGAUUUGGUUAGGAAACAUGACUACGAGAAUUAUUUAUGCAGCCUGCUUCUACCAAACACAAUUCGGCCCGCCGCUUUCUCUGUCCGAGCCUUCAACAUCGAAGUCGCUCGGGUCGAAGAGCAGGCACGAGAUGUUGCAAUUGGACAGAUGAGGUUCAAAUUUUGGGAGGAUACACUAGAUAAAAUCUAUAAAGGAUCUCCACCAAGAAAUCCUGUAGCUCUAGAACUACAUAAGGCUGUAAACCGACACAAACUGUCAAAGCAUUAUCUAAAACGGUUAAUUGCUGCUCGUCUCGAGAAACUCACAUCAUCGAUAUACCCUAAUUUGGAAUCUGUGGAAACUCAUGCUGAAAAUACAUCUUCACCAGUCUACUACCUGAUGCUAGAAGCAAUGGGUAUCAAAGAUGUUCGGGUUGAUCAUGCCGCUAGUCAUUUGGGUAAAGCCCAUGGAAUCACAAAUCUGGUUCGAUCAAUCCUCUACAAUGCAAACAGACGGACGAUCAUCGUCCCUCAGGACCUUUUAAUAAAACACAAGAUAUCGUCAGAGGCAGUUCUUCGAGGUCAGUUAAGAAAAGAACUCGGAAAUGCAGUAUUUGACAUUGCAUCAAGAGCCAAACAGCACCUUGAUAAGACACGUUCACUACGUAAAGAUAUACCAAAGAAUGCAGCUCCAAUUUUUUUACCUGUGAUUGCCAUUGAUAAUUAUCUGGAAAGGUUAAGACGAGUGGAUUUUGAUAUCUACCACCCUAGUGUUCAGAGAAGGAAUGGAUUACUAUCACUGAAACUGUAUUGGAACCAUAUGCUCUCCCGUCCAUUUUGACAAUCGACUGUGGUCGUAAAUUUAGGCUCAGCAACUUUGAAUUUGACGAUGUUCUAUGUAGCUAGGCAUAUUAGAAUUAUUGUAGAAUAAAUACGAGUCAAGUUUCUAUGUAA
Athalia rosae (coleseed sawfly) is the source of this 1257-nucleotide messenger RNA. RefSeq names its product NADH dehydrogenase (ubiquinone) complex I, assembly factor 6 (gene sicily). The coding region runs from base 38 to 1144 and encodes 368 amino acids. NCBI's taxonomy places the organism in Eukaryota, Metazoa, Arthropoda, Insecta, Hymenoptera, Athaliidae. The record is from RefSeq and is a predicted model, not a curated record. Gene Ontology annotation, biological process: biosynthetic process; mitochondrial respiratory chain complex I assembly. The transcript is spliced from 6 exons. Gene Ontology annotation, cellular component: mitochondrion.